Molecule: messenger RNA, 1720 nt
Organism: Pleuronectes platessa (European plaice)
Lineage: Eukaryota; Metazoa; Chordata; Actinopteri; Pleuronectiformes; Pleuronectidae
Product: piggyBac transposable element-derived protein 2
Exons: 2
Coding region: 855-1532 (225 amino acids)
Source: RefSeq, a predicted model, not a curated record
AUGCGGCCUCAGAUCAGAUGACACGAUCACAAAAUCGAUCAUUGAUCUUCGGCCUAGCCCUGUAGCACCCCUUGUUGUAAAAUUACAACGUUACCUUUAACCAUCCUAAAAAACAAUCUGGCUUUUUUUUUCUUGUUUUUUUACCACAUUUACAUAGUCAUUGGGUCCUAUUGUUCAGUCUCACAAUGUUAUUGGAUCGUACAUUUGUUUAUAAGUCACGCCUUCUGGCCAUGAACUCACACAACCUCUCAAGGUUUCCUUCGAACAACAUCUAUUGGUUUCAUUGGACUGGAUUCAUCAGAUGCAUAAUGCCACCAGCAAGGAGAGAGCCGCGAUACACGGUGCAGGAUGUUAUUGACCUGGUCCAAAAUGGAGAGAGUGAGGUUGAGAUUGAAAUCAGUGACACAGAUGAGAGUGAUGAAGACUCAGAUAAAGAUGUCUGUAAAGAAGUGGACAAAGAAAACCAACCACCCAUGGUCUGUCCAGCUGAUAAUUACGUGGACAUCGAGCCAAAAACAAGGAAACACACCAUGCCCCGUGACAGGUAUCGCUGGCUGAAAAAAGAUUUCAUCAGUCCCAACACAGAUUUUUCUGGUCUGGAUAUCACAGCAGAUGACAUUUCCCUCCACACACCAUUGGAAUACUUCCAGAAGUUUGUGUCCGAAGACAUGAUUGAGGCUCUGACACAAAACAUGAAUGAGUACAGCUUUCAGGUGCAUGGAACAUCUGUAAACACCACUGCAAAGGAAAUUGAAAAAAUGCUUGGCAUGUACCUGAAGAUGGGCCUGGUACAAAUGGCUGGAACCCGUAUGUAUUGAGAGACAGAGACGCGGUACUCCCCUGUUGCUGAUGUGAUGCCAACCCUAACCCUAACCCUAACCCUUCCAGAAGGUCAGAACUACAAACUGUAUGCAGACAACUACUUCACCUGUGUUCCAUUAUUAGUGAAGCUCCUUGAUCGGAGAAUUCAUUACGUGGGAACAGCCAGGCAGGUGCGCCUACCCAACUGUAACCUUGAAGACGAGAAGAGCUUGAAGAAAAAGGGGAGAGGAAGCUAUGACGUCAGAGUGGAGGGGAAUCACAACAUCUGUGCUGUCAAAUGGUAUGACAGCAGGGCCGUCACACUUGUGUCAUCCUUUGCUGGACCUGAACCUGUGCAGAAGAUUCAACGCUGGGACAAAGCCAACAAAACCUUCAUUGAAGUUGAGAGGCCUUACAUUGUUGGUGCCUACAACAAGUACAUGGGAGGUGUGGAUUUGUUGGACUCAUUUACAGCCAAAUAUAAGUUCCCCAUCAAAUCCCGUCGCUGGUACAUGUACAUCUUCUGGCACACCAUCAUCCUCGCUGUGAUCAAUGCCUGGCUGCUCUACAAGCGGGACUGUAAAGCGCUCAAGGUGUCUAGCAAAGAGACAAUGAACAGGAGACAGUUUCAGGCACAGCUAGCAUCCUCUCUUAUCCAGGUAAACGCAACACUUCAAACUCCAAAGAGAGGACGGCCAUCUUCAGGCAAAGGGAGCCCAGCAAGGACCUAGUUGGUCAUUUCCCAAGGAAGACAGGGAGAGGACGCUGCAGACAGUGCAAUAAAGGAUACACCAACACGCAAUGCAGAAAGUGUGAUGUUCGCCUUUGCUUUUUAGACAACAGGGACUGUUUUUGGGACUUUCACCACCAAUGAAAGUCUUCAUGACCAAUGUCAUAAAAAGAAAAAAAGAGGGAAAAA